Messenger RNA from Talaromyces proteolyticus, 1734 nucleotides. RefSeq names its product glutamyl-tRNA synthetase. The coding region runs from base 1 to 1734 and encodes 577 amino acids. Gene Ontology annotation, biological process: glutamyl-tRNA aminoacylation. The transcript has 6 exons. The record is from RefSeq and is a predicted model, not a curated record. Lineage: Eukaryota; Fungi; Ascomycota; Eurotiomycetes; Eurotiales; Trichocomaceae. Gene Ontology annotation, molecular function: glutamate-tRNA ligase activity; tRNA binding; ATP binding.
AUGGCAACGCCUCGAUGGCGGAUAUUGACCGCUCGUCCUUCGUGGAUCUGCAUCCAGUGCAGAGCCAAUUCUUCUGUCGCAUCCCGCAUUUCACCACCUCCGCAGGCCCUCCGCACCGGCAAGAACAAAAACGCCCUUCUGAACGUGCCGGCCAGGACGCGAUUCGCCCCCUCCCCCACCGGAUAUCUUCAUCUAGGCUCACUGAGGACGGCGCUGUUCAAUUAUUUAGUGGCGAAAAAGACUGGCGGGCAAUUCCUACUUCGCCUUGAAGAUACAGACCAGAAAAGAACAAUACCCGGAGCAGAAGAACGCUUGUACGAAGACCUUCGAUGGGCGGGCUUGAAUUGGGAUGAAGGGCCCAAUGUUGGUGGCCGCUAUGGGCCGUAUCGACAGUCUGAAAGAACAGCGCUUUAUCGAAAGCAUGCAGACAGCCUCAUAUCUUCUGGUCAUGCAUAUCGUUGUUUUUGCAGCGCCGAGCGACUGGAUACGCUCGCUAGACACCGCAAUCAACAGGGGCUUCCUCUCGGAUACGACCGCAAAUGUGCAAGUAUACGCCCCGAAGAGGCCGAAGACAGAGCUGCAGGUGGUGAAGCGCAUGUUGUUCGUUUGAAAACUGACGGGUACCCGAUGUUCCAUGACCUCGUAUACGGCAAAACAGGGCAAAACCGGUCUGGUGGUAAGAAGCAACUGGAAUUCAUAGAUCGGGUAUAUGAGGAUCCAAUCCUCCUCAAAUCUGACGGAUACCCAACUUAUCAUCUGGCAAACGUUGUCGAUGAUCACGAAAUGAAGAUAACGCAUGUCAUUCGGGGACACAAGCGCAAUGCCGAUAUCGACAUUUCGCUUUUUAAAGAUAGAGGGAUCAUGCCUUCUGCUUUGCUGAACUUUGCCGCUUUGUUGGGCUGGUCUCAUACCUCGAAAUCAGAUGUCCUUACAUUGAAGGAGAUGGAGGAGAUGUUCAAUCUCAAAAUCACGAAGGGCAACACCGUCGUGGCCUUUGAAAAAAUGUGGUUUCUACAGAAAGCUCAUGCGCAACGAUGCGCAAGCGAGAGAGGCCCAGAAAUCCAAGAGCUAGAGGACAAAAGUUCUGUCGUUGCUGAAGAGAUUUUAGCCGCAGAGCACCAAAGCACAGAGAGGCCUGUUCGGGAUAUAGUUACUCUCCUCCUCCAAGCAGAUGCAAAAUCAUACACCAGCCCUGAGGAAUUCAUCAAUCGCAACAAAACAUUCUUCAUCGCCCCUUCAGACCGCCCAGCUUACGAACCUACCACCAAGAAUGCGUCAAGCGCAACCGUCUCUCUUUCAGCUCUUCAUACCGCUGCAGCUGCACUCACUCUCACCCCUGAAAGCCACUGGGAUAUUGAAACUCACCGUUUGAAUAUAAAAUCCUAUAAUUUCGCUGGUAGUCUAAACGCUAGUGACUCUCCUAGCGAUACUGAUACUGCAGCAGCAAACCCAAUCGCGCAAGACAAAGCAUUCAAAAAGGAGUUAUAUCAUUACCUCCGCUGGGCUCUUUCAGCUGGCGCCCCAGGUCCUGGAAUCCCUGAAACUCUGACAAUCUUGGGACGUGCUGAAUCUGUGCGUAGACUCCAGGGAGCAAGAGAACUGACAACACCAGUUGUGCAGAAUACAUGCCGAGUGCCGAAAACGCCAAUCAAGCUAACUAGAGCUACUGUUAAUGUGUCGGGCAUGGAGAAGAAUGCUGAUAAUUCGUGGAUGGGUUCUUUGGCGCCGAAGUAA